Molecule: messenger RNA, 825 nt
Organism: Dicentrarchus labrax (European seabass)
Lineage: Eukaryota; Metazoa; Chordata; Actinopteri; Moronidae
Gene: mplkip
Product: M-phase specific PLK1 interacting protein
Exons: 2
Coding region: 119-589 (156 amino acids)
Source: RefSeq, a predicted model, not a curated record
UGUAUUUCUGGUUCCGGUUCAGUCUCAGGUAUUUUGUUGUGUUUGUGGUCUGCCGCAGGAGAAUCGUCCGGUUCUCUUCUAGUCCUCCGGGUCUCUUUGUUGUUUUCCAGCCGCUCUCAUGUACCGAGCUCCGGUCAGACCUCAGCGGAGUCCCGGAGCCCCGCGGCCGGCUGGAAGGUUUCCAUCCCCGGCCUCCUGCUGGGGUUUCCCCGGGGCUCGCUUCCCAUAUGGAGGACACCGCGGAGGAUCCCCACGGGGCGGACCCGCUUUUUCUCCCGGUUCUCCGGUCUACUCCCCGGGUUCGCACCGCGGAUACAGGGACGGUUCUCCUGCUGGCUUCGGGAGCGGGUCCCGGGGGUUCGGGGACUCUCCUGCCGGCUUCGGGAGCGGGUCCCGGGGGUUCGGAGGGCAGAUGCGGCGUAGAGGGGGCGCUUUCCGGCGGCCCCAUUCCUUCAGUCCGUCCUCGGUUCAAAACUUCCAGUCUGGAUCUUCAGACUCUUCAGUGGAGAAAUAUUUCAGUCCGUCGAUGCUGCAGGAUCCCUGGGCGGCCAUGCAGCCCAUCGCAGCUGCAGACAGAGAAACAACCUGAUAGGAAACAACAACAACAACAACAGACUCAUCAGCAGUAAACAACCUUCUGAGCACGCUCAGUCACCAGCAGUCUCUGUUUCUCGGCAGCUUCAUGAUUGAAAGGAUUUCAGGGAUCAAACUCACUGACGUUUUUAACUAAAUGUUUUCUAACAGUUUUUAAUGGACACCAGAUUCUUCUUUGUGUGUUUUAUUCACUGGCUGUUUAAUUUUAGAAAAUAAAACAAUGAAAAGGCA